This is a messenger RNA of Psammomys obesus (fat sand rat), 423 nucleotides long. Its product is annotated as fatty acid 2-hydroxylase-like. The annotation marks the transcript as partial. Lineage: Eukaryota; Metazoa; Chordata; Mammalia; Rodentia; Muridae. Gene Ontology annotation, biological process: fatty acid metabolic process. The transcript is spliced from 3 exons. Gene Ontology annotation, cellular component: endoplasmic reticulum; membrane. Gene Ontology annotation, molecular function: fatty acid 2-hydroxylase activity. The record is from RefSeq and is a predicted model, not a curated record.
GACCUGGUGGACUGGCAGCAGCCCCUCCUGUGGCAGGUGGGCCACUUGGGAGACAAGUAUGAUGAGUGGGUUCACCAACCGGUGGCCAGGCCCAUUCGCCUCUUCCACUCAGACCUCAUCGAGUCUCUCUCCAAGACUGUCUGGUAUAGUGUCCCCAUCAUCUGGGUGCCCCUGGUGCUGUACCUCAGCUGGUCCUACUACCGAACCCUCAGCCAGGACAACAUCCGGCUCUUCUCAUCAUUCACAACAGAUUAUUCCGUGGCAGUGCCAGAGUCCAUGUUCCCAGGCCUCUUUGUGCUGGGCAUGCUUAUCUGGACCCUCAUCGAGUACCUCAUCCACCGCUUCCUGUUCCAUAUGAAGCCCCCCAGCGACAGCCAUUACCUCAUCAUGCUGCACUUCGUCAUGCAUGGCCAGCACCACAAG